Molecule: messenger RNA, 3213 nt
Organism: Haliaeetus leucocephalus (bald eagle)
Lineage: Eukaryota; Metazoa; Chordata; Aves; Accipitriformes; Accipitridae
Gene: UHRF1
Product: ubiquitin-like with PHD and ring finger domains 1
Exons: 21
Coding region: 638-2998 (786 amino acids)
Biological process (GO): negative regulation of gene expression via chromosomal CpG island methylation
Molecular function (GO): protein binding; ubiquitin protein ligase activity
Source: RefSeq, a predicted model, not a curated record
GUUUCGGCCCGGGUGAGCUGUCGCCUCCCUCCCCCGAAAAUGGCCGGGGCCGGCGGUGGAGGAGAAGCCCAGCGGUGCGCUAGCGCCGGGCACCGUCUGCAGUUCCAUCAAGCAAGACAUCAAGUCAUGGCUUCCCCAGGAAAAGCCUUUACUUUACCUUAUCUGCUGGCUGUUGAAGGAAAGGCAAGUUCUCCUCCAGUUGAUCCAGUCCUUUACAUGCAUAUUCAUUUACAAGUGCAACUAGAAAAGACAAGAGAUCUCAAAAAAUGGUUUGAAACCAUCAAUUAAGCUUCCUGUUUUCUGUUUUCAACAUCAGUGGGGGAGGAAACUGAGGCACAGGAAAUCUGAAGAAUCAGAGAGCCUCUUUGCUGAAGCAGCAGAGAAAAACUGCUUCUUGUUCAGCUUCCAUCACCAAAGAGCCUUGCAUGGAGGGAGAGGAAAACAAAAUCUGACGCAGGACGGCGGCUCUGCAGGGCCUCGGCAAGUUGCAGUGUUGGUGGAGCUAUUCUGGCAGCACCGAACGCGCCGCCAUUCCCGCUCUCCCACCCCGAGGUCUCUCCCCGCCUCAACCACCGAUUUUCGUGCUUUUCUACUUCUUGGAAGCUGACUUUUCUCAGAAACCUCUCGGACCGGCGCCAUGUGGAUCCAGGUGCGCACCAUGGACGGGAAGGAGACCCACCGCGUGGAUUCGCUCUCUAAACUUACCAAGGUGGAGGGGCUGCGCUUACGGAUACACGAGGUUUUCGGUGUCGAGCCUCACCGGCAACGUCUCUUCUACCGGGGCAAGCAGAUGGAAGAUGGUCACUCCCUUUUCGAUUACAGCGUUGGACUGAACGAUAUUGUUCAACUCUUGGUCAGACAAAGCCCAGCAGUGCUUCCUGCUGUUAGUAAGGAAAAGGAUUCCGAACUCUCCGACACAGACUCUGGCUGCGGCUCAGGCCAAAGCGAAUCUGACAAAAGCUCUCACAAUGGAGAAGGUGCCAUGGAACUGGAGGGACAGCCGAGCACAGCGGCACAGGCUGACUGGACUGACCCGGGAUUUGGCCUCUAUAAGAUCAAUGACUUGGUCGAUGCUCGAGAUAUGAAUAUGGGAGCAUGGUUUGAAGCCCAGGUCGUAAAUGUAACCAGAAAAAAACCUAGAAAUGAAACAGCUGACAGUUGCACAGAUCCUGAUCAGCCGACAGCCGUUCCUGAAGAAGAUGUAAUAUAUCACGUGAAAUAUGAAGAUUAUCCAGAGAAUGGAGUUGUAGAAUUGAGUUCGAAUGAUGUAAGGGCUCGUGCACGGACUAUUUUGAAGUGGCACCAGCUAGAAGUAGGACAGGUGGUAAUGGUCAACUAUAACCCCGAUGAACCAAAAGAGAGAGGUUUUUGGUACGAUGCGGAGAUUCUGCAAAAAAGGGAAACGAAAAUGAUCAAGGAGAUAAAUGCAAAGAUAAUACUUGGGGAUGCUGGUGAUUCCUUGAAUGACUGCAGAAUUACAUUGGUGGAUGAAAUUUAUAAAAUUGAAGAACCAGGCAGUGCUUGUCCAAUUAGUGCCAGUCCAUUAAAACGACAAAAUGGACCUGUGUGUAAAGCUUGUAAGGAUAACCCGAACAAGACCUGCAGAAUUUGUGCUUGCCAUAUCUGUGGAGGUAAACAAGAUCCAGAUAAACAGCUAAUGUGUGAUGAGUGUGAUAUGGCUUUCCACAUCUACUGCCUCAACCCUCCCCUUAGUAGUAUACCAGAUGAUGAGGAUUGGUAUUGCCCCGAGUGUCGAAAUGAUGCAAGUGAGGUGGUUUUAGCAGGAGAGAAAUUAAAAGAAAGUAAAAAGAAACAAAAGAUGGCAUCUGCUAAUUCAUCCUCGCGGAGAGACUGGGGCAAGGGCAUGGCAUGUGUUGGUCGCACAAAGGAAUGUACCAUUGUCCCCUCGAACCACUAUGGACCGAUUCCUGGGAUUCCAGUUGGCACCAUGUGGAAGUUCAGAGUUCAGGUGAGCGAAUCUGGUGUUCACAGGCCCCAUGUAGCAGGUAUACAUGGCAGAAGUAAUGAUGGCGCCUAUUCCUUGGUUCUGGCGGGAGGCUAUGAAGAUGACAUAGAUCAUGGAAAUUCCUUCACAUAUACAGGGAGUGGAGGGCGUGAUCUUUCUGGAAACAAACGCACAGCGGAACAGUCUUGUGAUCAAAAACUCACCAACAUGAACAGAGCUCUGGCUCUGAACUGCAGUGCCCCCAUCAAUGACAAAAAUGGAGCUGAAGCCAAGGACUGGAGAGCUGGAAAGCCAGUCCGAGUGGUGAGGAAUGUAAAAGGAGGCAAACAUAGUAAAUAUGCUCCUGUAGAAGGGAACAGAUACGAUGGAAUAUAUAAGGUUGUGAAAUACUGGCCUGAGACAGGGAAAUCUGGAUUUUUAGUGUGGCGUUACUUACUUAGGAGGGAUGAUGAAGAACCUGCUCCUUGGACCAAAGAAGGAAAGGACAGGAUGAAAAAGCUUGGUCUAACAAUGCAGUAUCCUGAAGGGUAUUUGGAAGCUGUUGCAAACAAAGAUAAGGAAAAAGAAAAUAAUGGAGAUGAUGAGUUUGAUACCCCGGGGAAAGGAAAGAGGAAAAGGAAAUCAGCAGGUGGGGAGGAAAAACUCAUCACCUCUCCUACAGGGACUCCAAAGAAAACUAAAGUUGAGCCAUACAAGCUGACAUCUCAGCAAAAAUCUCUUAUAAAAAGUGAUGAAGCCAAUGAAAAACUGUGGAAUGAAGUACUAGAAGCUCUCAAAGAUGGACCGAAAUUUCUAAAUAAAGUUGAAGAGGCCUUCUUGUGUAUUUGCUGUCAGGAGGUUGUGUUUCGGCCAGUCACAACUGUAUGCCAACACAACGUGUGCAAGGACUGUUUGGAUAGAUCCUUCAAAGCCGAUGUGUACAGUUGUCCAGCCUGCCGCUACGAUCUUGGCAAAAAUUACACCAUGCAAGUGAAUGAAACAUUGCAGACCAUUCUAACUCAGCUCUUUCCUGGAUAUGGCAAUGGACGGUGAUUCUGUAAAGCACUUCUAAUUUUCUUUUGUUCAAACUUAUUAAUGGGUUUUCAAUGGGCUUAAUUUAAAAAAGAAAAAAGUAGUCUGUGUUCUCCCAGACCCCUAAAAAGUUUAAAGUCUUCCUUGUUUUUAAAAAAACUAUAAACUUCAAGGAGUAUCCUUUUGUAUGUUCGUGGGUUUUGUUUUUGUUCUAAGUGUUGAACUUCGCAUUUUUU